This is a messenger RNA of Funneliformis caledonium, 1299 nucleotides long. NCBI's taxonomy places the organism in Eukaryota, Fungi, Glomeromycota, Glomeromycetes, Glomerales, Glomeraceae. The record is from the annotation of a GenBank genome assembly.
AUGGGCGGUGUUCUCAAAAAGCCAUCAGAGGCUUACGCGGAUGACAACAUCUCAUCACCAACGAUUCAAUUGAUUUCAACGGAACACCUUGACGGAGUGCUUGAAUGGCGUCAUAGAACUUUUUGGGAUUGUGUAGAAUGCGGUUAUCCAAGGUCCGGAUAUAGUUGGUGUCAAAAUUGUGAAUCGUAUCGAUUUGAACAGCAAUUCCCACAUUGGACGAGCGGUAAUAUAGAGAUCGAUGAUUUUAUCCGGACAUCGCAAAAAAAUGCUCAAACGUCUCACGACUACCUGGAAUGGAUACCGUAUGAUUAUUUUACUGAGGUCGAGUAUUUGACAAGCGGUGGAUAUGGUGAUGUCUACUCCGCGACAUGGUUAGAAGGACCUCGAUGGGCUUGGGACGAAACUGAUCAAAUGAGAAUAAGGACGGGUCCUCGAAUCGUUGCGUUAAAGAUCCUUGACAAUUCACAAAACGUCUCGACAGAUUUUCUAAAUGAGAUCUCAUCGCAUCAUCGUUGUAAUCCUGAAGGUCAUGUCGUGUUUUGCUAUGGUAUAUCCAAAGAUCCAACGACGAAUAACUACAUUCUUGUGAUGGAUUAUGCGGAAAGCUUUCACGAAUACGUGAUAGCAAGAUCAACAAGGAUACCAUGGCCAAAAAAGCUGGCGAUACUUUAUGACCUCGCGUUAGGUUUGGCUGCGUUACAUAGCAAGAGCAUAUUGCAUCGAAAUUUCCAUCCGGGAAAUAUAUUUUUAGAUGCGAGACACCAAGGGUACACUUGCAUUAGUGAUAUAGGUCAAUAUUAUCCGCCAGAUAAGGAUUCUAAUAGCAAGAAAUUGUACGGUGUUUUACCUUAUGUUCCACCCGAAGUCUUGCUUGGUACGGCUUUCACCAGCGCCUCAGAUAUCUAUGGGUAUGGCAUGAUCAUGUGGGGGGUCUCCACGGGACGACGGCCAUUCGCUGACCGACCACAUGACCAAUCCCUUGCCUCUGACAUAUGCAAUAGUCUACGGCCCAAAGCAGCAAAAGGCACGCCGCCUUCGUUUGUCAGAUUGAUGAAAAAGUGUUGGGAUCCCAACCCAUCAAAUCGUCCGGACGCGACGGAAUUGAUCGGUGUUUUGGAAGAUUGGCUGAAAGAACUUCAUAAUGACAAUGAGCUGUCCGACAUUCGAGCGGAAUUUGAAGCGGCGGAGCAACAUAGGACAAACGGCACUUCUUCCGCACCAAGUUCCCCUUCCAUGUUUCAUCCCCUCGCAAUAUACACUAGCAGGCUAUUAAAUUUCUCAAAUUUGAAAGUGUGGUGA